This is a messenger RNA of Colletotrichum graminicola M1.001, 1632 nucleotides long. Its product is annotated as cytochrome P450. The transcript has 4 exons. NCBI's taxonomy places the organism in Eukaryota, Fungi, Ascomycota, Sordariomycetes, Glomerellales, Glomerellaceae. The coding region runs from base 1 to 1632 and encodes 543 amino acids. Gene Ontology annotation, molecular function: iron ion binding; monooxygenase activity; heme binding. The record is from RefSeq and is a predicted model, not a curated record.
AUGUUGAGUUUCAGCCGUGUCGAUAUCAGCAGCUUUAUUUCGUCUGGAAUUAGCGGGGUUGCUGUCUUGGAUAGAACAAACCUUUCUAAUAUCCUACAUUCUGCAUCAGGCACCUUGGAGUUUCUCAAGGGCGUUGACACAAGCCACCUCGUCGCGUAUGGAGCCGGCGCCGUGGCCGUGCAUUAUGUCGUCUCUUCGUUCGCAACCUGGCAGCCACUACGGCACGUCCCGGGCCCGUUUCUCGGGUCUUUUUCCUACUUGUGGCUGAUACGAAACAACUUUCUCGGCAUCUCCAGCGCUCAGUUGGUUGGCCUGAAAAAGUACGGGUCGGUCGUGCACGUGGCCCCCAACUACGUUCUCACCGACGACCCGGCCGCCCUGCGCCGCAUAUCGGGUGCCCGGAGCGCAUAUGGCCGAGACGCCUGGUGGACGGCGUUGCGAAUCGAUCCACGCCAAGAUAAUAUGCUUACUACUACCGACACGGCCGCCCAUGACCGGCUCAAGGCGCAAACUUCCAUGGCUUACAGCGGCCGCGACAACGUCGACAUUGAAGGCGGCAUCGACAUCCAGCUGGCCAAGCUCAAGGAUACGAUCCGGCAGCACUACCUUUCGACGCCGACCGAGAUGCGGAAAGCCGACUUGGUCUGGAUUAUUCGUUACUUCACCAUGGAUUCUAUCACCUUUCUCGCCUACGGUGAGCCGUUUGGCUAUCUGAAAGCCAACGAAGACCUGUUUGGCUUUAACAGGCAGGUCCAAAACUUUACUAAACCGAUGAGCAUAGUUGUCGACACCCCCAUACUGCGUAACUUUGUCAAGUCUCCGCUGGCUCCUCAUUUUAUGCCCAAGACCACGGAUAAGGAGGGAAUGGGCAGGCCUAUUGCCUUGGGACAGGAAUUCGUCGGAAGCCACUUCGACACUGACUUUAAAGACGCAAAAGGCAUGGUAGGCUCGUUUAUGCGGCAUGGGCUUACGCGGGAGCAAUGCGAAGCCGAGUGCGUCGUGCAGGUGAUUGCCGGGGCCGACACGACGGGUACCACGAUCCGGUCGGCGCUGAUGUUAGUAACUAGCACCCCUCGGGUCUAUAGUCGCUUUGUGGAGGAGAUCAAGUCAGCUGUCGACAGCGGUCUGGUAUCGUCAUCGACGACCAUUACCUACGAGCAGGGCAAGAAGUUGCCGUAUUUGCAGGCCGUAAUAUAUGAGGCCAUUCGGGUCCGCCCACCCGGGCUGUAUUAUGGGCAUUUCAAGAGCGUCCCUCCCGGUGGCGAUACUGUUGACGGCGUGUUUCUGCCGGGUAGCACCGCGAUCAGCCGCAGUUUGAUUGGCAUGAUGAUGUCGACUGAAAUAUUUGGAUCCGAUGCUGAAAUAUUCCGACCCGAGCGAUUCCUCGAGGUCGAUGCCGCCAAGAGAGUCGAGCUGGAACGGGUGGUGGAACUCGCCUUUGGCCACGGACGGUGGAUGUGCGCCGGAAAGCACGUGGCGUUCACUCAGCUGACCAAGGCAAUAUUCGAGCUGCUAAGGGCGUUUGAAUUUCAGACUAUAUGUCCAUCAAAGCCCUGGAAAGAGGAGUCGGGAAUCUUUUGGAAUCAAACGGAUAUGUUGGUGAGGAUUACGGAGCGCAGGCAAGAUCUAUAA